AUCAUCUUAGUGUUUUAUUACAACAGAUCAUCUGUGUGUUUUAUUAUUCUGUGAUGCUGAUGAGAGGCUGUCUUUACCCACAAUGCACCGCGGCACAGCCACGACAUCAUCAUCAUCAUCAUCAUCACAGCUGCUCUCUGUUAGCCGUUAGCCGUUAGCCGUUAGCUCUCUCUACCAGCAGCUUCUAUCAGAGGAUCCACAGGAUGCUCCUCUCCUCCAGGGCUUCAGUGAGACUGCCAGAGCUGUAAGAUGUCGAUGGUGGUGUUUGCCUCUGUGGUUCGGGUCGGGGACGGCCUGCCGCUCUCUGCGUCCACUGAUUAUGAGCAGGACAAAGAGCUCCAGGAAACCAAGAAGCACCUCAAGGGUCUCUCCAAGAAACUGGGCCAGUUCCCCGACCGCUGCACGCUGAGGACCGGAGCGUACAAUGUCAAUUUUACGAGUGCGCUGGGCGUUGGGUACCUGAUGGUGUGCACCGCAAACUACCCCAACGUGCUGGCCUUCUGCUUCCUGGACGAGCUACAGAAGGAGUUUAUCGUCACCUAUGACUCCAAACGAAUCCGCAGCGCCGUGCGGCCGUACUCCUUCAUUGAAUUCGACACCUUCAUCCAGAAGACCAAACAGCGCUACAACAGCCCGCGCUCGCUGUCCACCAAGAUCAACCUGGCUGACAUGCAGACGGAGAUCAAGCUGCGACCGCCCUACCAGCUCUCUCCUGAGGACCUGCGGGCCAUCAAUGGAUUCUCAGUGCACACGCCCUCCAAAUACAAAGGCAUAGCUCCUACCCAGAUGUUGGAGCCGGUGACUCUCUCCGGCAUCGUGUCCUGUGUGCUCAGCAUCCUCUGCGGAGGCCUCAACCUGCUGCGAGGAGUCCACGCUAUAGAGAGCAUACUGCAGAACGACGACGAAGACUUUAAUUACGUGAUUGCCUUCUUCCUCGGCACAGCGGCCUGUCUGUAUCAGUGCUACCUGUUUGCCUACUUCUCUGUCUGGAGGAACAGUAAGUCCUUCCUGGCAUUUGCACUCAUCUGUCUGUCCAACAUGUAUCUGUUUGAACUGAGGAACAUGUGGCAGAUCCUCUUCCAUGUGGCCGUGGGGGGCUUCAUGACCCUGCAGAUCAGACUGAGGCAGCCACUGGGCAAAGCGCCGGACUACAACGUCUGACACAAGUCUUUUAAAACACAAAGAACAAAUGGGCCUUCAGUCAGACGCUCCCGCACAUGUUCUGGAAAUACAGCGGAGACGGCGCUGGAGACAAACUAUCCUCCUGCUUCAGGAAGAAAAACCAAAAAAGUCUCCAUCCCAACACCAGUGGACAGAUCUCAGCGUGGACUCGGAGGAAACUCUGCCCGACAUCAUUCAUGGAUUUUAUUGGAUUGAUUGUGAACGUUGUCUACUCCCCACCGUUGUCUGAUAAAUGUAUUUACUUCCUGUCAGAGCAGCCAUAGUUUAUAUCAGAGUCCUGCAUGUGUCCAGUUUGGCAAAACUCGUCUUCUCCCUGCACCCGCAAAUUAAGGAUCGGAACCGACCUGUUACGUAUCGUACAAAUGCAAAACCUUCCAGUACCAGACAUUUGAUGACAGCUUUCGAUACUCGAUCUACAGACACAUUUCUGGUUGUACCCGAACAUUUGUAACCUUCAAUAGACCCUUUUACAGUUGACAUCAUCAAAAACUCUGCGUGUGCAUGUUGGCAACAGAAGUUGCGUUUUGCCCCAGCGAACCUUGAUGAGUUUGCAAACUUUAAACAUCGAAUUGAAACGGAUACCAGCAUCAAAAUGUCUUGAUUGCGUGUUCGGUUGUGAGAAACAAGUUCUACAGAAUUCCGACAAGAUCAGGACCGUUUCACCGCGGGACGGAAGACUAGAAAAGCACUAUAUAAAAGCAAGUCCAUUUACCAUUUACCAUUUCAGAGCAACAGGUGUUUCAGUUUAACGAGUGACCGUGUUAACUGGUGACUUUCAGCUGUACAUGUGUGGUUACUCAUAGUAACUUACAUAAGUGGUUGGCAUAGAUGAUAAACACAGAUUGAUUGGAGGCUUUUAAGAGGACUGGACUGGGCAAGAUGACAAUAUAUAUUGUCAAAAUGAUAUACAAAUAUCCAUCAUAUAUAUGUUUCUAGAUGGUUUCUAAUCAUGAUAUAGGCUAGACCUUUAUUUAUUUAUUUCCUUUUUCUUUAUAAAUUCAUUUAAAACUUUGUUUGUUUUGCACUCAAGUUCUUAAAAUGAGAAAAUACUUAUAUACCAAGUAAAAAUACUUACAUACUAUAGUGAUAGAAGAUUUUGGCCAUAUCGCCCAGCCCUGUUUUCAACAGCUGUCGUCACUGCGAGUAACCACAACAUGUUUGGCUGAGUCACCAGUUAACACGGUCGCUCGUUAAACCAUAACACCGGCGGUGUCCGUGGCUGCAAGUGUUCACUGACCUGAGGACACAAUCUAAACUGCUUGUGUUUUUAGUGACCAUUUUAAUACUCUGUCAUGUUCUGUAUGUUACGUUCUGUGCAUGAACACAGAUAACGUAACGACGUUACAUGCUGGGUUUCUCCACCAAAUGCAUGUAUACAUCUGACCACUGGAUAUUGGGCCACUUGCUAAUAUCCUCUACCUACUCUCUCACUGAUAGCACACUAAUCUCAUUUUGUUUCCGUUGCAAUCUUUGGUGGAUAUUGUCCUUAAUACGCAUAACUUGACAAGCUAUUGCACUCCGCCGUACUUCCGUUGCCAAGCUGCGUCUGCACACUCCACUCCACUGUAAACGGGUCUAUACCCAGCCCUGUUAUUUCUUUGAGCUUGGCCAACAACCCGUGUGGACUUAUGGUUAAACAGAUGUUUAACAGCGUACAGCUUGAAUUAAACACACAGUAAUCUCUGUUUUAUGUACGAUGUAAUUGUAAGCGGUUAGGACUAAAUUUACUUCCUGAAAGAUGAACAUAAAAAGACUACAAGACGACUGGGCAUUCAUUUCAAUUUCUUGUCACCCACAACUCGUUAAUCGUUUUUUUUUUGUGUGUCCGUUACAUGCACUCUUUGCACAUGUGCUCGUCGUACACCUGACCCGGUGCAGGACUCUGGUUUAGGUCUUUGUUCAAACUAUGCAACGCUGCCUUGUGUGUGUGUGUGGGCAUACUUUAUUUUGCAGAUAUUUGUCAUUUUGUAGACAAUUAAUUUUGCUAUUUAUUAUUAAUGAAAAUCUGUAGAUUUUAUUAGUUUAAUUUGUUUUAUAAUUGCUCCAUUUUUUAAUGCAGACUGACGCCUAGUUGUCACAGAGUAACUCCUGCUCCAGCAUUUCAUAUCCGACUCCCUCGCCCACUCAGCCUCGAGCAUAUGCCAGUGUCAAGUGACUAUGUUAAUAAGCAGGACCGCGUUGGCAGCGGUAAAAGAUGCGUCGCUGUGUUGUCGAAGGCCAGAGGCAGCGCGUGUCAUCUGAGCAGCCUGUGGCAUGCUUUUCCUUCCGUAUACAAAUAAAAAAAAACUCAGCAUACCAUAUUUACAGUCAGGAGAUGGCACAUUCAUCGUUAUUAAGCAGCGUGAGAUUUGUUCAGGGAAUUAUGGGAAGAUUUCCUGCAUCAUUCCAAACCAAUAAUGGCAAACAACUGGAGAAGGGUAGAGGAGUGAGUCAAGUCUUUAUUGUUCAUGAGCAGCUCUGCCAGGGUUUUUAAAACAAUCUCUCGCUCACUGGAAGAAAAUAAAAAGGAGUAUAGCUGCACAGCUCCGCUCCGUGUCCAUCUGGCAUCUGCACUACAGAUCUGUCGGGGGAGCGCCGCAGCACUUCAGCCUCGUAUGAUUCAUCAUCACACUCUCUGAAAUGUUCCUUAGCGUUCCAACAGCGGCACCACACCUACAUGACCUAAUCGCUCUCUUCACAAUACGGCUCCAUUUGGAUCUGAGCUGGGCCUCACUGGCUCACAUUGUUUGUGUUCACUUUCUCCUUUUUCCUCAGCAGUUACAGUAAAUGUGUAGCGUGGGUGUUUGUGUAGAAUAGGAACAGUGAAACUCAAGGCUUUUUAUACUGGUUUAUAUCCAAGUGUGGAAAGUGAAUGGGGUCUAAGAGAGGUCUUUAAAACGUGGGAAUGAACUGCUGAAAACUUAUUGUAUGUAUUGUUGUACUCAUUUUUCUUAUUUUAAAGAGGACCUAUUAUGUGUUUUCCCGUUCCUUUAGUGUGCUAUAGAGUUUUUUGUGCAUGUAAAGUCGCAGAGUUACAAAGUCCACCCCAAAGGGAGUUACUCUGCCACACAGAAACACUGCUCCUGAACUGAAACGCCUCGAUUAAAGUCCCGCCUUUUCUUCCGUAACGUGGUGAUGUCACCAAGUAACACGGACAUGAGCUGACGUGGAAUCGUGACGAGGAAACGUUUGGAUCUUUUAUACUCCGUGCGUGUUUCUCCUCGCGACAAACCGACGCUCUCAAAGCUCUCCCAAGUUCUCUAUUUUCUCCGCCAAUCUGCGACCGUAUGUUAGAUCAAUUUGGAUGUGUGCGCACC
Molecule: messenger RNA, 4478 nt
Organism: Sebastes umbrosus (honeycomb rockfish)
Lineage: Eukaryota; Metazoa; Chordata; Actinopteri; Perciformes; Sebastidae
Gene: sec22a
Product: SEC22 homolog A, vesicle trafficking protein
Exons: 7
Coding region: 250-1161 (303 amino acids)
Biological process (GO): endoplasmic reticulum to Golgi vesicle-mediated transport
Source: RefSeq, a predicted model, not a curated record